CGCGGGCACCGGUUACACCGGCCGCCAGUACAAGGCUGAGCCUCCACUCACUAGCACGACAUGUACCUUGCGAUCCGCAAGCUUUAGUUAUGUGUACUCCGAACUGCUGAAGUAUAAGUGACCGUUUAAUCUGUGAUAAAACAAAUAUAAAAAAAACUUUUUACAAUGAACGAAACGUCGAAUGAUUCAAGUACAGUGAAAGACACUUGGUUGUGGUUGCGCGAUGUAAUGGGGUCGUGGCUCGAAGACCCUGGUGCGGAGGGGUACCAGGGUCUGAACAUGAGCGCCCUGCAAAUGGAUCAAGCCUAUAUUGUCGGAGUUGCGGAUAGAGACGUCGGCAUCUAUUCCGUUUCCGACGAUUGUUUCAGAUGUCCAUUCGAGCUACAGAGGAACAUAUCGUCAGGCAGUAAAGGCUGGUGGGUGGCGAGCACGGCGCGACGCUCCACACUGCGGGUGUACGAGGGGGUCGCCGACGACUACGUCACCGCGAGGAACACUUCUGGUCUGCUAUGCCAGCUGAGACCGAACCUGGGACAAUUCGGCGUGUACACGCUGAAUGCGACCGAUGGAGGCUGCGAUAUACGGACAUCUAAGGAACCUGUCGAUAUAUAUAUGCCUCUGCUUCUCCUGCUAGCGGUGCUGGUCGCGGUGUGGGUACUGUAUGGAGUGCUGAGGCUCAUCAUGUCGCGAGUGCGGCGCUCCGCAAAACUACGCUAUGGAGACAAAGAGCUCGCCAUACAGCAGAGACUACGAGCAUUGGACACAUUCAGAGGGAUGGCCAUAGUGUUCAUGAUCUUCGUGAACGACGGCGCUGGUGGCUACUGGUGGAUGGAACACUCCACGUGGAAUGGGCUGGCGGCGGGUGAUCUGGUGUUCCCCGCCUUCCUGUGGGUUAUGGGCGUGUGUGUGCCGCUCUCAGUCAAAAGCGCCUUCGCCAAGGGCGUGCCGCGGUGGAAGAUCGUCUUGCAUAUUGUUCGGCGUUCGGUCAUGAUGUUUUUGCUGGGCAUAUCAAUGAACACCAUCUACGGAUCGAACAUGCUGGGCGAGUUGCGUAUAUUCGGCGUACUGCAACGACUGGCGGUGUCGUACCUCGUCGCUGCGGGCUUCUACGCUCUCACUGCUCCCAAGUAUUACACGCCACCCAGGGGAGCAUGCGGUCAAGCACUGAAAGACGUGUUAUCGUGCGCAUGGUGCUGGGUGCUGGCUGGUGUGCUGAUAGCGGUACACAGCGCCAUCACCUUCAUCAUACAUGAUCCGGAUUGUCCAGUUGGCUAUCUAGGGCCUGGUGGCAAGCAUGACGAGUGGGUGGCGCCGGAGUGCAGCGGCGGUGCGGCGGGCUACAUCGACCGCCUGCUGCUCGGAGACAGCCAUCUGUACCAGCACAGUGACGCGAGGAAUGUCUACGGCGGACCAGCGACGGAUCCAGAGGGAUUGUUAGGAUGUCUGACAUCAUCGGUGCAAGCGCUGCUUGGCGUGCAGGCAGGUGCGACGGUUCUGCUGCAGCGCUCGCACAAGGCGCGGGUUUCGCGCUGGCUCGCCUGGGCGCUGGUGUUCGCGCUGGCGGGAGCCUUGCUGGCCGGCUUCUCGCGCGAGCAUGGUGUCGUGCCCAUCAACAAGAACCUCUGGUCCAUGUCUUUCGUCCUCGUAACUACGGCGGUUUGUCUGGCUUUGCUCAGCAUCUGCUACACAUUCACCGACGCAUGGCGCUUGUGGGGUGGCGGACCUUUCAGAGCUCCUGGCUUGAACGCCAUCGCCCUCUACAUAGGUCAUUCGGUGUGCGCACAUCUGUUCCCGUUCCACUGGAGAGUGCCUGGCAUGAGGACGCAUGGAAUACGCCUCGUCGAAGCUGUCUGGGGAACAGCCUUAUGGGUUAUUAUUGCUCACAUAAUGGCUAGGAAGAAAGUCUUCAUCACGCUCUGAAUGCAGUAUUUCUUUAGUUACACGGCCAGGAUAAUGUGUUUGUAAUUAGUACGUAACUGCAUUGAAUUGGUGCUCUUAUUUCGGUGCCUUAAAAGGUAAUGACAUACAAAGUUAUUUCCUUUUUUUUAAUCACUACAGUAAAAUAACUGAGUGAUUGGAAAAUUUAAUAACUAUUGUAAUGUUGUUUGCCUUAGUGUAUACGAUUUACGUAUUUACACGUAGAUUCAGUAGUAAGAAAAUUACAGUUUUGUUUCCCGAGACACUAAACUAUGGAUUCUUUUUUUAAUAGGAUAUGUACUUUUACUUUCAUAGUUUAGCUAAGUUGAAGUUAAGAAUCCAUUCCAUGGUGGGUUCCAACCAAUUCGCGUCCCUGGUGGAAACGCAGCUUUUAAUACUGGAGUCGAGUGGACUUCAGUGUCGACGAAAUAUACGAGAAUUUAAGUUUUAGGCAUAAUGAUGAAGCUAUGUCGUCAGGUAUUAAAUGAAAUGCUGAGCUGAUUUUUCAUUUUCGAUUAUCACCUCUUAUACAAAAAUGUAAGAUAAUAAUAAAGAAUUUAAUAAUCAUCAGCUACCUAGCCUAUCUAUCUAUCUACUUACGGCCAGCUUCUUCAUCGCAAGUAACAGUCAAAGUAACGUCAGAAAUCAAAAGUGACGGUCUUAUACAUUGCAAAAUAGUCUUCUUUACUGCUUACUACUUUUACUGUUUCUUUAGCUUUACAUGAAGAAACUGGCUGUAAGUGGAUAAAAAAAUAUCGAUGGUAAAAAAUUCCCUAUGGUAUUAGCAAAGGUAGUAAGCUGGUCUCACAGUUGUGUUGCUCGUAUCUUCUAAAGGUUUAUGUUUAUUUCACUUAAUUUUAAGUUUUGAUCACUUUGGCAAAUCAUGAUCAUGCAUGAUCAUCAUAUCUCUCUUUGUGAUACAUUACUACGGGGGUAGUACGAAAUAGAAGAGGACGGCAAGCGCAUUCUCCAAACAUUCAUUAACACGCAAAUUGCCGUCCGCCUCUUUAGUCAUACCCCGCUCCUCUGGACUGCGCGGUAAACGACUGAGCUAAGCUGUUUGUUAUACCUUACUUUAUCAGCCAAUAGACGUCCACUGAUGGACACACUCCUCUUGCAUGGACCUCCAAGCACAACAGAAUCGAGCCGCCAGCAUCCAGCGGCUCCCUGCAACCCGAUUGAUAUCCUCGGUCCAUUUAGUGGUCGACCAACACUGCGCUUUCCGGUGCAUGUCGCCAUUCCAGCACCUUGGGACCCCAACGUCGACUCUUCGAAAUAUGUGGCCUGCCCAUUGCCACUUCAGCUUCGCGACUCGCUGAGCUAUGUCAGUGACUUUGAUUCAUCUGCGGAGUUUGUCUAUAAUGAGACGAAAUAUCUUAGUAUUCCAUUUAUUCCACGUGCGGGUGCCGGGUCUAUCUUGUGGUAGAGAGAAAACCUUGAGCAGAUUCCCGGACUUGUGGCCGAUGGUGUAGGGUUAAGGACGUCCUUGAUAGUUAACACUCCCUUUCUCCGCUCGUGUUGUAGUAUCGUGUCUGUAUUGGCCAAUAAAAUACGACUUUCUUACCAUCGCAGCUUUAGCCAAAUUACUUAUGAUUUUUUUGCUAAGUAAAUAUAUAUAUAUCACACAACUUACAAGACUGAUUGUUAUUUAAAAGCUGUAACCUAUUUUGGAACUUCUAUACCACUUUUUGUAGAGCAACAAUUUGUGCUAAUAAGCAAGUUUUUUCUUCAAUAAAAAUGAAAUGAUAUAUUAAGAUUACAGUUAUAGUAUAUUGAUAAAGAUCUAGUCUAAAUUAUGUUUCAACUAUAAAAAAAAUAUGAUUGUAAGUAAAUGAAAAACGGUAUGUUUGCUAUGAAUAAUAAAAAAUGAUAUUAUUUUAAUAUUCUUUA
Molecule: messenger RNA, 3807 nt
Organism: Bicyclus anynana (squinting bush brown)
Lineage: Eukaryota; Metazoa; Arthropoda; Insecta; Lepidoptera; Nymphalidae
Gene: Hgsnat
Product: heparan-alpha-glucosaminide N-acetyltransferase
Exons: 10
Coding region: 166-1920 (584 amino acids)
Source: RefSeq, a predicted model, not a curated record